CUCGCAGCCGGCGGCUUUGGCGAGGUUUUCAAGGCCUCAUACUACGGCGCCCCUGUCGCCGUCAAGCAGCUCUAUCGAGGCUACAACCAGAACGAGCUCGCCGACUUUGGACGGGAGAUCGGCAUCUGGCACAGACUCAGUCAUCCUCAUGUCCUCCAGCUCCUCGGUGCAUGCGACACCACCGCCAAGCCCUUCAUGGUCUCUCCGUUCAUGCCCAACGGCACUCUCCACAACCACUUUGCCUCCGCUCCUGAACCUCGUCCCCUAAGUGAGAAGGUCCGGCUCCUGUAUCAAGUCGCCUCUGGCAUGGCCUAUCUCCACGGCAACAACAUUGUCCACGGCGACCUCAAGUCUCUCAAUGUGCUGCUGGAUGGGACAUUCAGUGCCGUCGUGACCGACUUUGGCAUGUCCCGCACCAAGCACACCUCGGCCUCGGCCAACAGAACCCGCCGCGACCAGCCGACUGGCGGCACUCUCGAGUAUAUGGCACCGGAAAUGCUCGAUGACGAAACGAUGGCUGGGUCUUCGAAGGCCACCGAUGUGUAUGCAUUUGGCAUCACCCUGUACGAGGUCUUCAGCGAUUGCAAACCUAUCUGGGUCACCAACGACGGUCAGCCAAUGAGGGAGAGGGUCAUCGAGUCCCAAGUCGUUAAAGGAAAUCGACCCAAGCAGUUCGACGGCAUCCCCGAUGUUAUCCGAGAUUUGAUUGAGCGCUGCUGGCACCACGAUCCCGCGCAACGUCCCAAGUUCCCCGAGAUCCUC
Polychytrium aggregatum is the source of this 762-nucleotide messenger RNA. Its product is annotated as kinase-like domain-containing protein. Gene Ontology annotation, biological process: protein phosphorylation. The transcript has a single exon. Lineage: Eukaryota; Fungi; Chytridiomycota; Chytridiomycetes; Polychytriales. The annotation marks the transcript as partial. The record is from RefSeq and is a predicted model, not a curated record. Gene Ontology annotation, molecular function: ATP binding; protein kinase activity.